Messenger RNA from Torulaspora delbrueckii, 1812 nucleotides. It is a transcript of the gene SRP101, whose product is annotated as Signal recognition particle receptor subunit alpha. Lineage: Eukaryota; Fungi; Ascomycota; Saccharomycetes; Saccharomycetales; Saccharomycetaceae. The transcript has a single exon. Gene Ontology annotation, cellular component: signal recognition particle receptor complex; endoplasmic reticulum membrane. Gene Ontology annotation, biological process: SRP-dependent cotranslational protein targeting to membrane. Bases 1 to 1812 code for a protein of 603 amino acids. Gene Ontology annotation, molecular function: GTPase activity; GTP binding; signal recognition particle binding. The record is from RefSeq and is a predicted model, not a curated record.
AUGUUCGAGCAGUUCUGCAUUUUCACUCCUCAGGGGGAUGUCAUUUACCAGUUCAAUUGCGCAGGUAAAAAGUUUUUAGAGUCCCAGAUCAAUAGGUUCCUAUCGCAGUAUAUUACGUCUCCAGCUCCUAAUGAAGAGACCUAUAAGAAGUAUAACUUGCUAAGUGUCAGUGGUGGAUUGAGUGGGCCAGGUGUACAGGGUCCUCGUGGAUUUAGCGCGAUGUUUCACAUAUCGAAACAGCCAGAAUUGUACUACGUAGUGACUUAUGCUGAACAAUCACUGCAGCUGAAUGAAGAAGCAGCAGAAAUUCUGAGGUUAUCUAUUUCCUUAUGGAACUCUUUGAAUGUGAAUGAAGAAAUUGUGAGAAACCUCUCCGGUAGAGGCUCUAAGAACGAGCAUAAUUUCACAGAUGUAGUUGAUGGACUUGACAAGGACAUCGAAACUUUUGAUAAAUAUUUGAAGGUCAAGUAUGAAGAGUUUAUGGGAAAAUUCGAUGUCAAAAAUACUGAACUUGCUGAAGCUAGUCUCAGGAAAAAGGCCAUCAACAGCAAAGGCAAGAAGAAAUCAACAGGGGGAGGUCAAAAAGGUAGAAGAUGGGGUCGUGAUGGGACUAUGGAGGAGACCGGCUCUAGCGAUGCAUCGGGGUUGGAUUUCUCCGAGGCCGGUAGUGCUUCGUCCAGUAAUAUUGCCUUGGUGGAUAAAGAUGCUCUAGGCAACAGAACAAAGGAUGGCGAGUUUCUCAUCAAGGAGAUUGACGAUCUUCUGACAAGCCAAACGGACAUCACUAAAUCUACCGUUCAAGUGGGAAAUGUGAACUCAGCAUUUGGUUUCCUGAAAAAGCAUUUACUAGGUAAUAAGACAAUCACAGAAAGCGACUUAACUUCGGUUCUAGAUAAGCUAAGACAGAAGCUAAUGACUAAAAACGUGGCUCCUGAAGCAGCAGACUUUCUAGCUCAAAAAGUUUCUCGUGAUCUUGUGGGAUCUAAGACAGCCAAUUGGACCAGCGUAGAGAACACUGCUCGUGAGUCUUUGACUAGGGCUCUCACGCAAAUUUUGACACCAGGAGUUUCAGUCGAUCUACUGCAUGAGAUUCAAAGAAAGACAAGCAAGAAAGAUUCAGAUGGUAAGAAGAACCCUUACGUUUUUUCAGUUGUUGGUGUGAACGGUGUCGGUAAAUCCACAAACUUAUCCAAACUGGCGUUCUGGCUUCUACAAAAUAACUUCAAUGUCCUCAUUGUGGCGUGCGAUACUUUCAGAUCUGGUGCUGUCGAGCAGUUGAGAGUUCAUGUGGAAAACCUAGCACAAUUAACCGACGAAUCUCAUGUCCGCGGCUCCAAGAAUAAAAGAGGUAAAUCUGGUAACGAUCAUGUUGAGCUAUUUGAAGCGGGUUACGGUGGAUCAGAUUUGGUCACAAAAAUAGCCAAGCAAGCCAUAAAGUAUGCCAAGGAUCAAAACUUUGACAUUGUUCUUAUGGACACUGCCGGUAGAAGACACAACGAUCCAACAUUAAUGUCGCCUUUGAAGUCUUUCGCUGAACAGGCAAACCCUGACAAGAUUAUUAUGGUCGGUGAGGCAUUGGUGGGGACUGACUCGGUUCAACAAGCUAAAAACUUCAACAAUGCAUUCGGUAAGGUCAGGAAUCUCGAUUUUUUCAUCGUAUCUAAAUGUGAUACCGUGGGUGAUAUGUUGGGAACAAUGGUUAACAUGGUCUAUGCGACCGGCAUACCUAUCUUAUUUGUCGGUGUUGGGCAAACUUACACAGAUCUACGAACCUUAAGUGUCAAAUGGGCCGUGGACAUCUUGAUGUCAUAG